UAACUUCUCUCCCCGGUGCAAAUAAAGUCAACAAAUCACACCUUUUAACCUUCAAUCACGAAGCAAUACAUCAACAAACAUCUUACAAUACCAAAUCCAACAAAUUAUAGCAAACCACUGGAUCACGCCACCACCAUGUCCAGCUUAGAAGAAGAUCAGCCCGCAAGCUACAGCCUCAGCACCCGCAUCCUGACCACAGCAAUCCUGACCGUGGCAUUCGUCGUCGUCCUCCUCGUCCUCCUCCACCUCUACGUCCGCUGCAUCCUCCGUCGCAGCAGCGUCACGUUCCGUCGGGGCAACAUCACUCUCUUUCGCGUCGCAAGCGAGGCCAAUCACGUCGAACCCCAGCCCAUCGGGCUCGAUCAGUCUGUAAUUUCCUCACUGCCGAUGUUGGCGUAUCAUAGGAACGGCAAGGAUGAGUGCCCGAUAUGUCUGAGUGCAGUGGAAGAAGAGGAGAUGGUCAGAGUGUUGCCUAAUUGCAAGCACUUGUUCCAUGUCGAGUGCGUCGAUAUGUGGUUGCAUUCGCAUACUACGUGCCCGGUGUGUCGGUCUACGGUUGGGAUGGGGGAUUCGGGGUUGGUGUCGAGGUUGGGGUCGUCGCUGCGGAGGAUGAUGAGCAGGGAGAGGUCAGGGAGAAGAGUGCAAGCGGAUGGAUUGGAUAUUGAGUUGCGGAGACAGAGUAGCGUAUCGUAAGGGGCUAAUUCAAAUUUUGUGGCAUUCAUGAGGGGCUCAACGUAAUUUUCCCAUUUCAUUAUUAGGUGCCAAGACUUUGGACUUUGGAGGGUUUGGUUAGUGAAUGGUACAUGUGAGGGAGCCUCAGGAGUCCUAAACUUGUUUAGGAGUGGAAAAAUGUCAUGCAGGUUUUGACUUUCUGUGAUUAAUUAAUUGCGUUCACUUGGAUUCAUUUGUAGUCUAUAAGUCGUGGUUACAUUGUGGAUGUAUGUCACUAGUGUU
Molecule: messenger RNA, 954 nt
Organism: Asparagus officinalis (garden asparagus)
Lineage: Eukaryota; Viridiplantae; Streptophyta; Magnoliopsida; Asparagales; Asparagaceae
Product: RING-H2 finger protein ATL2-like
Exons: 1
Coding region: 136-693 (185 amino acids)
Source: RefSeq, a predicted model, not a curated record